Molecule: messenger RNA, 821 nt
Organism: Lontra canadensis (Northern American river otter)
Lineage: Eukaryota; Metazoa; Chordata; Mammalia; Carnivora; Mustelidae
Product: zinc finger protein 300-like
Exons: 1
Biological process (GO): regulation of transcription by RNA polymerase II
Molecular function (GO): RNA polymerase II cis-regulatory region sequence-specific DNA binding; DNA-binding transcription factor activity, RNA polymerase II-specific
Source: RefSeq, a predicted model, not a curated record
AACUCCUGUGGAGUAAAACACUAUGAAUGUAAGGAAUGUGGAAAAGUCAUCAGCAAGAAGUCACGGCUCAUCGUCCAUCAGAGAACACACACAGGAGAGAAACCAUUCAAAUGCUGUGACUGUGGCAAAGCCUUUUCCCAGAAGUCACACCUCGUUACACACCAGACAGUUCACACAGGAGAAAAACGUUAUGGAUGUGAGUGUGGGAAGGCCUUCGCUAGAAAGUCACACCUCAUCACACACCAGAGAACUCACACGGGAGAGAAACCGUAUGGAUGCAGCGAGUGUAGCAAAGUGUUCUCUCAGACCUCACAGCUCAUCAUUCAUCAGCGAAGUCACACGGGAGAGAAACCCUAUGCCUGUAGUGAAUGUGGGAAAGCCUUUAGUGGGAAAUCACAACUUAUCACUCACAAGAGAACCCAUAUAGACGAAAAGCCCAACAAAUGCAGUGAGUGUGGGAAAGCCUUCAGAGAGAAGUCAGGUCUCAGUAAGCAUCAGAGAAUCCAUUCAGGAGAGAAGCCCUACGGGUGCAGUGAGUGCGGGAGAGCCUUCAGUGGGAAGUCACUGCUGCUUCGACAUCAGAAGACUCAUUCAGGAGAAAAGCCCUACGGAUGCAGCGAGUGCGGGAAAGCAUUUAUUUGGAAGUCACAGCUCCUCAUACAUCAGCGAACUCACACAGGAGGGAAGCCCUAUGGAUGCGACGAUUGUGGGAAAGCCUUCUCCCAGAAGUCACACCUCCUCAUACAUCAGAGAACUCACACAGGACAGAAACCCUAGGAACAGUGGACGUGGGGCGCCUGGGGGGGCUCAUUCGGUUAAGC